AUACAAUGCUUCCGAUAUGGAGCAUCCUAAUUGUCCUGUCCCUCCGAUGUAGCGGGCUGACAUCAAACAGUUGCGGUUUCAGCUCGAUGUGUUCGUGUUCCUCUGGACAGCAGGACGCAUCAGCAGUUAGGACGAUACACAGCGUCGCAUGUAUGGCGGUUCCGUUCUACAAGUUUCCCAACUUGCCCGAGGGCAGUAUCAACCAGCUCGAAGUGGCGGGAUCAAAGACCGCCAUUCUGGAGGCAGAGAGUUUGGCGGGCUGCCAGGUCCAGGCUCUAGUCUUGACCAAUAACAGGCUGCAACAUGUGGCUGACAGAGCGUUUAGCUCCCAGUGGAAGAGUCUCACUUCGCUGGACCUGAGCUAUAAUCAACUAGACAGCGUUCCUUUCGUCGCUCUCAAAGAAUUGCGGAGUCUGCAGUGGAUUAAUUUGCACGGCAAUCAAAUAUCAUCGCUGCUGGGAGACUGGUCCCGACUAAGACCAACUGUCGCAACGCUUUUCCUGGGGGAGAACGACAUCACAGAAAUUCCUGCUGACCCACCAGACUACGAAUCAAAAACUCACCACGGCCUAAGUCAGUUCAAAUCACUUAUAUGGCUCAAUCUGGAUGGCAACAGAAUUCACAAAAUACACAAACAGUCUCUUCCAACGACCGUUCAAACCGCGAGCAUUUCUCACAACCUAAUCGAAACUUUUCCGUCGGAUCUAGUAGGGACGCUACCUCGCCUACAGUGGUUGUAUCUACGAGGAAACCACAUCAAAUCCAUUCCGGAUCACACGUUCUCUAGGCGGCUGUGGAUGGAGAAGAUAGACCUCGGCGAAAACUUCCUCAAGUCUCUUCCGAGAUUUCCCUUCAAUAACUCCAUCUGUAUUAGGGACAUUAACUUAGCACACAACGACUUCAGAACGCUGACACCAGAGAGCUUCGCUGGGUUGGAAACCAGGAGAAUAAUCCUCUCGUACAACCUGUUGGAGAAUUUAGACGUCCGUGCCUUCGCUGGCAUUGACGAAUCUCUCGAGUAUCUUGACUUCGAUCACAACAACUUCCGGCAUAUCCCACAAGCUGUCAGUCAAUUGAGGCAUCUGAAAUACCUCUAUUUAUCGUCGAACGCUUUGAGUGAAAUACCUGACGCAGCCUUCAACAACUUCUGCUCCAGUCUCAAGGCCGUAAGCAUCAGUGGGAACAGAUUGACGAAGAUACCGACCAAAGCUUUGUACAAUUGCACGAAGCUCUUUCACUUCAACGUGGCUUUCAAUGAAAUCGAUGAAAUCGUAGAAGACGACUUCACCAACUGGGCUGUUAACGUCAGAAGUUUGAUUCUCGGAAACAACAGAAUAUCACAACUGGAAAGCAGGGUGUUCUUCCAGCUGAAGGAGUUGAAAGAGUUGAGUCUUAGUUUCAACCCGCUGCUCCACAUCGAUAAGGAAGCUUUCACUGGUUUGGACAAGCUGGAGAGCCUAGAGCUGUCCUUUUGUAUGGACCCUGACUUUAACUUCGAAAGCAUAUUCAGCCCUCUGGUCAGCUUACAGUGGCUGUCACUGGAUAACAAUAAUAUCCAGGUGCUUCCAGACGAUCUGUUUGAGCCCCUCACUCAUCUAAAAUACCUCAACCUGGAGUCUAAUAAGCUGCGAUCGAUACCCAAUAAUCUCUUCAAUAACCUUCCUGAGUUAAAGGACGUAAGACUAUCAAACAACGAAAUAGUGUUCAUAAAAACUGGAACGUUCCGGUUGCUCAGUAACUUGGAAUCCAUCACGCUAUCUGGAAAUAAUAUAAAGCACAUCCAACGGGAAAGUUUUGAACAUCUACCAAGUCUUAAAAACCUGAUACUUUCCGGAAAUCACUUGGGGCAUAUCAAUCACGAUGCCUUUCUGAACUUGUCGUCAUUAGGAAAAAUUGACCUGCAGAACAAUCAGCUAGGGUCACUUAGCUUCAAAUAUUUCGCCAAUGCAACAGGAUCAUUGGUUCUCAAUCUGACGAAAAACCACAUCAAGUCAUGCAGUUCCGAUUCCCAAACUCUCGACGUAGAGGUUCUGGAUCUGCGGUACAACAGGUUGGGAGGUGUUCCCAAAUGUCUUGAACACGCAGUAGGAUUACGGAAGCUUUUUCUGGAUUCCAAUUCCAUACAUUCUCUGGAACACAACGCUUUCAUGCAUUUGGUUCAGUUGGAAGUACUGAGUCUGAGGAUGAAUAAUAUAGGAACUGUUAGCAGGAAAUCUUUUUUUGGUUUGCAAAACCUACAAGUGCUUGAUCUAUCGAAGAACUUCAUUGCGCAGUUGCACACGAGUCAGUUCGUUAGCAUGCCAAAUUUGCGUGUUUUGAAUCUCGAAGAAAACCGAUUAAGCUACCUACCGAGAGAUGUUUUCAGCAACACGCUUCUGGAAAUGUUGGAUUUGAGUUUAAACUCUUUCUCAGUUGUCCCAACAUCAAGCAUAUCAGACGUGGGAAUCACCUUAAGGCAUUUAUCCAUACGGUCCAACAAUAUCGAACACGUGGAUAUCACAACAUUUCCCGACGUCCCGUCCUUGCAUCACCUUGAUAUGAGUGAUAACAAACUGACUAUACUUCCCGAUAAUGUGUUUACCAGCCUGGGGUUGUUGCAAUUCCUCGACCUCAGUUUCAACCCGCUCCGCUCUAACUUCAAAGAGUUGUUCCAUUACGCACAGAGCCUCAAGCACUUGGAUCUUUCGAAUUGUGGAAUAAUUUCCACGCCACAUUUUCCACUGCCGAACUUGAUACACCUGAACUUGUCGCACAAUCAGAUAGAGAGCGUGGGAAAGAACUCGAUACAGCAGUUGGUGAAGCUGAAGUCCUUGGAUCUGAGCCACAACUAUCUGGAUCAUGUUCCCGCGCAUUUGUGGAUGCAUCUGCCAAAUUUGAAGAUCCUGAACUUGUCGAAUAAUCCGAUUAAGGAGUUGAUAGGAGAAAGUUUCGCUGGGAUGCAAGCUUUGCAGGAACUAACUUUGCUCAAUUUGAACUACUUGAACAAAUUCGAAAGCGAGAGUAUCCAACAGCUGAAAGUACUGUCCAAGCUGACUUUAGAAACUUGGCCCAAGCUCGAUCACUUUGCUGACCAGUUCUGCAAUCUCUUGUCUCAUCUAGAUCAGCUGAGGGUACUCAAAAUUGUCUUUUCCGAAACCAAAGUGGACGAGCAACUACUCUGCGUCACUAACAGAAAAAUAAGGUAUCUGGAGAUUACUGGAAGGAAUUUGAGAAGUAUCGACAGAGAUGCUUUCGCUAGGUUUACUAGGAAUCCGGAUUUAGUUCUGUCUAUUCAUGGAACACAAAUUGAAGAACUUCCUGCUGGGCUAUUCGCGAAUAUGUACAAGAUUGCCUACCUGAAGAUUGAUGUUAGUUUCAACUCUUUGUCUCAUUUGAGUCCGGAAAUAUUUUACGGAAAUUCAAGUGGAUGGAGAAAUGUUGGGACAACGCUGAUAUCAGGGGGCCUAGUCAUCUCCCAAAACCCCUUCCGGUGCGGCUGCCACCUGGCGUGGCUCGGCCACUGGUUCCGGAGGUGGAUCAGAGAGAGCUUGCAGUCCUACAACGCACCCGUGGAGGCGGUCAUGCGAAUGUAUGCCAUCGUGAAGGCAUCCACCUGCGUGGACAUCGCUACGGGGGGCACCGUCCCAAUCGUGGAGCUACCGCCCGAAGACAGCAGUUGUCACGCAAGCGCGUUGAGUAACGCGGCCCCGUCGAAAGAAGAUUCUGUGAUUUUUAUAGUUUUGUUAUUGUUUCUCAUCGGUUUUGGCAGGUAGUCGAUGUAGGUUUGUAAGUAGGUUUGUAAAUAACGUUGUUAGAUUUUUAUACGGCAGUAUUAUUAGCAUAGUUUAUUCUAGUUGAUUGUUAUAGAAAUAUUGACUUGUUCUCAUGUUCCUAAGUCGUCACUCUUCGAAAGACUUUGAAGCAGAGAAACCUGUAAUAUCCAUUACAUUUUAUCUAAUGAAAUUCUUUCUCCUUUUGAACUUCGACGAACAUUCCGGCGGCAAUUAUGAUUUCUGCA
This is a messenger RNA of Leptinotarsa decemlineata (Colorado potato beetle), 3997 nucleotides long. RefSeq lists its product as uncharacterized. NCBI's taxonomy places the organism in Eukaryota, Metazoa, Arthropoda, Insecta, Coleoptera, Chrysomelidae. Gene Ontology annotation, molecular function: protein binding. Gene Ontology annotation, cellular component: extracellular matrix. The record is from RefSeq and is a predicted model, not a curated record.